This is a messenger RNA of Trichoderma virens Gv29-8, 921 nucleotides long. RefSeq lists its product as uncharacterized. Bases 1 to 921 code for a protein of 306 amino acids. The transcript is spliced from 4 exons. Gene Ontology annotation, biological process: fatty acid catabolic process. Gene Ontology annotation, molecular function: 2,4-dienoyl-CoA reductase (NADPH) activity. The record is from RefSeq and is a predicted model, not a curated record. NCBI's taxonomy places the organism in Eukaryota, Fungi, Ascomycota, Sordariomycetes, Hypocreales, Hypocreaceae.
AUGUCGGUCCCCGAGUCCACAUACCUGAGCGCUGUAUGGCGAGACAACAUCUUCAAGGACAAGGUCAUCUUCGUCACCGGCGGCGCAGGUACCAUCUGCAGCAUGCAGACCAGAGCAAUGGUCCGACUCGGAGCGAAUGCCUGUAUCCUGGGCCGAAACGCCAGCAAGACGGAGGCUGCUGCCAAAGAUAUCGCGACGGCUCGACCGGGCGCCAAGGUCAUUGGCAUUGGUGAAUGCGACGUGCGUAAGGUUGAGAGUCUCGAGGCCGCGGCUGCGCGAUGCGUCAAGGAGUUGGGAGGCAUUGACUUCGUAAUUGCUGGCGCGGCAGGCAACUUUGUCGCCUCGAUUGACGGAAUCAGCUCCAACGCCUUCAAGACCGUCAUGGACAUUGAUGUGCUCGGAACCUACAACACCAUCAAGGCCACGAUCCCCCAUCUCCUCCGCAGCUCGACCCCCCGCAUCAUCGCCGUCUCGGCCACCUUCCACUACACCGGCAUGCCCUUCCAGGCCCACGUCGCAGCCGCCAAAGCGUCUGUGGACUCACUCAUCGCCAGCGUUGCGCUCGAGUACGGCCCUCGUGGCAUAUCGGCCAACGUCAUUGCUCCGGGCCCCAUUGCCGAGACCGAGGGCAUGGCUCGUCUGGCGAGCAGCAAGCCAGAGCAAAUUGCGGCGUUUGCAAAGACGAUUCCUUCCGGGCGAUACGGCACCGUCAAGGACAUUGCGGACGCGACGGUUUUCCUCUUCAGCGACGCCGGCAGCUACAUCAAUGGCCAGAUCAUCCCCGUAGAUGGUGCGUCGUGGAGAAGGCAAGGAGCCUAUACGGUUGGCGUGGAUGCGGGCGUCCCAUAUCCCGACUUUCUCCUGAACAACCAGAUCUCUGAGGGUCUGAAGGGAGGAAAGAAGGAUAAAUCCAAGCUUUGA